AUGGCCUCUCCAUUCCGCCUAGAUGGCAAGGUGGCCCUCGUGACUGGUGCCGGCCGUGGAAUUGGUGCAUCCAUCGCCGUCGAGCUUGCCCGUGCCGGAGCGAAGGUAAUUGUCAACUACGCCAGCUCAAGCGGGCCGGCCGAGAAAGUCGUGGCCGAGAUCAAGGGCCUGGGAUCAGACGCCGUCGCGAUCCAGGCCAACGUCAGGGACGUGAAAGAGACAGUCCGACUGUUCGAGGCCGCGAAGGCACAUUACGGGCAGCUCGACAUCGUCGUUUCUAAUGCCGGAGUCGUAUCAUUUGGGCAUUUCGGGGAGGUCACAGAGGAGGAAUUCGACCGCGUCUUAAGCCUCAACACGCGCGGGCAGUUCUUUGUCGCCCGCGAGGCGUACAAGCACCUCAGCCGGGGCGGGCGCAUCAUCCUCACGAGCUCGAACACCGCCGAGGGCUUCGUGGUGCCGAAGCACUCGCUCUACUCGGCCUCGAAGGGCGCCAUCGAGUCCUUCAUGCCGUCCCUGGCGGUCGACUGCGGCAAGAAGAGGAUCACGGUGAACGCCAUCGCGCCGGGCGGCAUCGUGACGGACAUGUUCCACGCCACUGCGAAGGACUACCUCCCGCACAGCGAGAAGAUGUCUGAGGAGCAGAUCAUGAAGGUCGUCGCAUCGGUCUCGCCCCUCAACCGCGUUGGCCUCCCCGUGGAUGUUGCGCGAUGCGCCGUCUUCCUUGCGAGUAACGAGGGCGAAUGGAUCAAUGGCAAGAUUCUGCGGCCGGAUGGUGGGGCUGGAAGUUUCCCCAGCGGCGAGGACUGA
This is a messenger RNA of Diaporthe citri, 807 nucleotides long. RefSeq lists its product as uncharacterized. The transcript is spliced from 3 exons. Gene Ontology annotation, molecular function: oxidoreductase activity. The coding region runs from base 1 to 807 and encodes 268 amino acids. Lineage: Eukaryota; Fungi; Ascomycota; Sordariomycetes; Diaporthales; Diaporthaceae. The record is from RefSeq and is a predicted model, not a curated record.